Carlito syrichta (Philippine tarsier) is the source of this 975-nucleotide messenger RNA. RefSeq names its product glutathione S-transferase kappa 1 (gene GSTK1). The transcript is spliced from 8 exons. Gene Ontology annotation, cellular component: peroxisome; mitochondrion. Bases 15 to 695 code for a protein of 226 amino acids. Gene Ontology annotation, biological process: glutathione metabolic process. Lineage: Eukaryota; Metazoa; Chordata; Mammalia; Primates; Tarsiidae. The record is from RefSeq and is a predicted model, not a curated record. Gene Ontology annotation, molecular function: glutathione transferase activity; glutathione peroxidase activity.
CCCGGCACUGCAACAUGGGGCCCUUGCCGCGCACCCUGGAGCUCUUCUACGACGUGCUGUCCCCUUACUCCUGGCUGAGCUUUGAGGUCCUGUGCCGGUAUCAGAACAUCUGGAACAUCAACUUGCGGUUGCAGCCGAGCCUCAUAGCUGGGAUUAUGAAAGACAGCGGAAACAAGCCACCAGCUCUGCUUCCUCGCAAAGCACAGUACUUGGCCAGUGACAUUAACCUCUUGAGACAGCAUCUGCAGGUUCCCAUCCAACUCCCCAAGGAUUUAUUCUCCGUGCUUCUUGAAAAAGGAAGUUUGUCGGCCAUGCGGUUCCUUACCGCAGUGAACUUGGAGCACCCAGAGAUGCUGGAGAAAGUGUCCCGAGAGCUGUGGAUGCGCAUCUGGUCGCGGGAUGAAGACAUCUCAGAGCCCCAGAGCAUCCUGACUGCUGCAAAGAAGGCUGGUAUGUCUGCAGAGCAAGCCCGAGGACUUCUGGAAAAGAUCUCAACACCAACGGUGAAGAACAAACUCAAAGAGACCACUGAGGCAGCCUGCAAAUAUGGGGCCUUUGGGCUGCCUGUCACCGUAGCCCACAUGGAUGGCCAGACACACAUGUUAUUUGGCUCUGACAGGAUGGAGUUGCUGGCGUACCUGCUGGGAGAGAAGUGGAUGGGCCCUGUGCCUCCAGCUGUGAAUGCCAGACUAUAAGAUUGCCCGGAGGAAGCAAACACUUGGUAUUAAAAAAAAAAAAAGAAGCCACCUGCUGAACCACUGCUCCACUGCAGGGCACUGGAACUUGGAUUUCUCUCUCUGAUAGAGGUGUCCUCUGUGGCCCUGGGGGCUGUCUGUCUUCUCCUUACCCCAGGGAUACUGGGGAAGGGUCUGCCAUUAGCCUUGUGGCUUCUUCACUUCUGUGCCUCACAAAUGCCCUUUAGAGGGCCCUACACUCUGCUUUCCCACAGAAUAAACCUAAUUCCAUUAGCCAAAA